This is a messenger RNA of Culicoides brevitarsis, 813 nucleotides long. RefSeq lists its product as uncharacterized. Gene Ontology annotation, molecular function: blue light photoreceptor activity; FAD binding. The coding region runs from base 1 to 813 and encodes 270 amino acids. Lineage: Eukaryota; Metazoa; Arthropoda; Insecta; Diptera; Ceratopogonidae. The record is from RefSeq and is a predicted model, not a curated record. The transcript has a single exon.
AUGUCUCAAAAAAAGCCUCGAAGCCCUUAUUACAAAAUAAAAGCGAGCGAAUUGGAUCCAACGCCGACUUUCCAAUCGCGUCAAACCGUCAACGAUGUCGUAAAAUUCAACAUGCAAACGAUCGGAAGGCAAUUUUACUACCAGCGGAUUGUUCUUAUCACGCAGCAUAAUAACACGAGUGCCCCUUUUUUGAAAGAUGUCUUCGCCAAACCCAUCAAUAAAAGCAAAUGCACUGCCGGGGAGGAAAAAAUGACGGGACUUUUCAUCCUUUUUGACUCUUAUACGGUCCAAAUUCUCGAAGGACCCGAGGAAAUGCUGAAUUUGUACUUUCAGGAACUCGCCGGGCUUGAGCCAAAAGUCGUUCGGAGGUCCCGGAUCGUCCUGAAUUACACAAAUAUCAAUCAGAGGUUCUUUCGAAGGAUAAUUUGGCGCAUUGCCGAGUUCCCAAGUAACUUUUAUCGCUGCCCCGAAGGAGUUGCGGACAAAAAAUUCCAUCAAUGUCAGACGUUGAUUGAACGAGUUUAUGAGUUAAGCAGCAAAAUUCGCGAAGAAGAGCUCGACGACAGUGCCGGAUUCAAAUCUUCAUAUCUUUCGACGGAUUACAAAAAUUUUACGCCAGACAUUACGCUGCUGGAUGCCGUCUUGGCGAUGAAUGAGUUGCAAUCUAUCACGGAUUAUAGCAACGUGAUUAGUCAAAUUCCCGCCUUUUACGGAUUUUCGGAACAAGUUUGGCCCAUUCCGGAUGACUUGACGCCAAAUAACGUUUUUGACUGGAACGAAUACGACAUUAACUUAAAUUUUUGGCAGAAAUAA